Penaeus chinensis is the source of this 727-nucleotide messenger RNA. RefSeq lists its product as uncharacterized. The transcript is spliced from 3 exons. The record is from RefSeq and is a predicted model, not a curated record. Bases 22 to 585 code for a protein of 187 amino acids. NCBI's taxonomy places the organism in Eukaryota, Metazoa, Arthropoda, Malacostraca, Decapoda, Penaeidae.
UUUGCUAGAGGAGCAACUAUUAUGUUACUGAAGAGCGCAGCGGCGGUGUUGCUGGCGGUGGCGGCUGCCCUGGCGCCGUCCCAGGCCGACGACGCCGGGGAGAGCCAGCAGUCGGCGAAGGAGGAGCAGCCCUUCGGCGAGCGACUCGUGGACGAGAGCGACACCAAAUCUCUUCUGCAGAAGAACAAGUUCAUCUUCGGAUCCCUGUCGACCACCACGUACACGGGCGUGGCCGUGUCCACCUCGACCGUAUUCUUCUCGUGCUUGCUGGGCACGGCCGCCACCGUGUGCCAAGGCCGCCGCCGCCGCCUCAGGAAGAACGCCAAAUUCGACGCCACCGCCUCCUACGAGGAAGAGUCGAGUCUGGACAGCAGCCAGGUCCCUGUCACCAAGCCGCGCGAGGAGGACUCCAGUAACCAGGAAGUAGAAGAGAAAUCCAGGUUCGCCUUCACCGCCUGGACGACGUCGAGGACCUCCACCACCGUCACCGUCCUCUUCACCAACACCUCCACCACGCUCCGCAUCUCGAUAUUCUGCAUCGCCGGCUCGCUUCAGUUACCGCAAUUCAACUGUCAGAAUCCCUAAAUGACGCCUCGGGUCCUCGGCAGGAAUUCUAUCCCUUUUUCAUUCUAGGAAAAAAGGGGUGGAAUACCUGUGCUCCGUAUUUAUGUUUAGGUUAAGAUGGAGGAGAGUCCAAAUGUAUAUGCUUUAAAUGUGAUUAUAAUGA